Messenger RNA from Pectinophora gossypiella (pink bollworm), 990 nucleotides. Its product is annotated as retinol dehydrogenase 11-like. The record is from RefSeq and is a predicted model, not a curated record. The coding region runs from base 1 to 990 and encodes 329 amino acids. The transcript has a single exon. NCBI's taxonomy places the organism in Eukaryota, Metazoa, Arthropoda, Insecta, Lepidoptera, Gelechiidae.
AUGAUUAUAACAGUGAUAGUGGCUCUUUUGGUGGUAAUCGUUGUGACGUUGACAAUUAUAAGGCUUCAUGAGAAACAAACAAAUGCAAUGUGCAAGUCGAAGAAGAAGCUUGAAGGAAGAGUAGCCGUGGUGACCGGCGGUACUGCCGGAAUGGGCCUGGAAAUAGCAACAGACUUAGCCCGCAGAGGAGCCAAGGUCAUCAUAGCUUGUCCUUUCGAACAAGAAGGUGUCAACGCUAGAAGAACAAUAAUCGAAAGUACUGGCAGCCAAAAAGUGAUAUUCAAACUAUUAGACUUGAAGUCUCUCGAAUCUGUAAGAGAAUUCACUGCAGAUAUAUUAAAUACAGAAAAAAGACUGGAUAUAUUGAUAAAUAACGCUGGGGUUGCGUUCAGUGCUAAUACCAAAACGUACAUUGGAACAAACUUUAUGAUGGCUGUGAAUUACCUCGGACAUUUUAUUUUGACUUUACUACUGCUGCCUCUAUUGAAGAAAUCUGGAACAUCUGCAGAACCUAGUAGGAUCGUCAACGUGUCUUCAGUUCUACAUUUAUUUGGCAGAGCCAACUAUGAAAGCUACAACAGAAUGGCUAUUUUCUACAGGUUUUUUCAUUACUGUCACAGCAAAUUUUGCGUUAUGUUGUUCACACACGAACUGAGCAAAAGAUUAAAAGAUUCUGAAGUUGUGGUGAACGCUGUGGACCCAGGUGCUGUGGGCACAAAUAUUUAUCAAAGUCUGAGUAAAGUUAUAGGACUGGUAGUCACAUUUUUGUUCAAGAAUAUGUUCAAAACCCCCUGGGAAGGUGCUCAAACGGCGCUCUAUGUGGCACUAGAUGACGAGACGCGGAAUAUCUCAGGACAGUAUUUCAAGAACUGUAAGCUAAGUCGUGCUAAGAAAUCUGCGUACGAUGACAAGCUAUCAAAAAAGCUAUGGAAUGACUCAAUUAGAUUAGUAAAACUUGAAGAAGACGAACUAAAAAUAUGUGGUUUAUAG